Messenger RNA from Symbiodinium sp. CCMP2456, 327 nucleotides. Lineage: Eukaryota; Dinophyceae; Suessiales; Symbiodiniaceae. The record is from the annotation of a GenBank genome assembly.
AUGACUACACCAGCGUGGUGCGACCAGGACUUCACCGUCGGGAUCAGGGGCACCUAUCGCCUCAACAGCGAUGGCACUGUCAUUCGCGAUUGUGAGCCGUCGAGCGAUGAAGACAUGCGCCUGAACGAUGAUGGCACCGGCCUCGAAGAGAGCCCUGUGAAGACGACCAGCAUUCGCUACGAAGGCACAUGGGAAGCACUCGAAGAAGGGAAGGUAAGUGUGAAUUUGCGAACAAAGAUCCGGACCACCUCAGACGGCAAGACAGUGUCAGAGGGCACCAACAUGUUUGAAACCUUGCAAUGGCGAGGGGAUGCGUUUGACGAGUGA